Molecule: messenger RNA, 5181 nt
Organism: Mercenaria mercenaria
Lineage: Eukaryota; Metazoa; Mollusca; Bivalvia; Venerida; Veneridae
Product: golgin subfamily A member 2-like
Exons: 22
Coding region: 1-2805 (934 amino acids)
Biological process (GO): Golgi organization
Cellular component (GO): Golgi cis cisterna; Golgi cisterna membrane; Golgi apparatus
Source: RefSeq, a predicted model, not a curated record
AUGAAGGUCCAGGAUAUUGCAGAUACAGAUAAAGAGAUCCCAGGAAAAGAAACACCAACAGCCUCCACAGAAAGUUUGCAGCAACUGUCUCGACAGAUAAAUGGAAUUUUAGCUGAGUCUCCUGUGGGAUUUGAAGCUGAACAGUGUCAAUCUGAUAUAGCUGAUCUAGAAACCAGAAAUCGGGAAUUAGCUGCAUUAUUAGCUCAACACUCUCAAGCAAAUGAGCAGUUAAACAUUCAAAAUGAGCAAAUUCGGCAGCAUGCAUUAAAUGUACAAUCUCAACUUGAACAAGAAAGAUCUGAAACACAACAGCGAGUAAAUAAAGAACUAGGGCCACUUAAAGAACAAUUACAGGUACAUAUACAGACUAUAGGUAUAUUAGUUGCAGAAAAAACAGAAUUGCAGUCACAGUUAUCACAGUCACAUAAAAUUGUUGAACAGAGAUUAGGUGAGGUUGAAGACUUGACAGGUCGACUGAAAACAUCUAGGCAGCGAGUAGCUGAUCUAGAACGAAGUCUAUCAACAUCAUCAAAUUCUAGUCAGAAGUUAGAACAGAUAGUUUUUAAAUCCUCACUGGCUGUUUCAAAAGGUACUCCAGCUGCUUACAUGGUUGGCUACAUGGGACCUGCCUGUAAAAAAUGCAGGAGAGCACCUGUCUUCUCCAUAUUAAAAGAUGGAAAUAUGACCAAAUUGUUUAAAGCACAGGAAGAAUUGAAGCAAACUUCAUCAGAGGUGCAAGAGAAAUUAAAGUCAAAGACAUCUGAGUGCAGUGGAUUGCAGCACAGUGUUGACGAUCUGAAAAGGCGGCUAGAAAUGGCAGAACUAUAUAGCCAGCAGUUGUCCAGUCAAAACGAGUCUGGCAUGGAGACAUUGAAGGUAGUUGAGCAACUUCAGCAAGAACGGGACAGUCUUACCACACAAGUACAGCAGUAUGCAGAAUCAUUCCAGAGGGUAUCUGUAGAGAAGGAUCAACUUACAGAACAGUUCAAACAGUAUAUGGAACAAUUACAAAAUCAAAAUAGCCAGCUCACAUCACAGUUAACAUUGCUGACAGAGGACAGAGAGAAACUGGUGACACAGAACCAUGAUAUGGAGGCAGCUGUCAUAGAACUACAGAGGAAACUUGAAGAUAUAUCAAGCCAGGGACCAGUGGUUGAUGAGUCCAUACAGGAAGAACUGAAGCAGGAAGUGCUGAAGUUGCAGACAGAGUAUACUGAUCUGUCAGGGAGACAUGAGGCUCAGAUACGAGAUAACUCUCAGUUGAGCAGGCUUUUAGAAGAGAAGGAGGGCAAGCUUGUAGAGUUAGAAACGAGGUUGGAGGAGCUGGGAGAUCUUGCUGGAGACAAGGCGGAGCUCCUAGAAAACAUACAGAGUGAUAAAACAGCACUGAGUCGAGCUCUCACACAGAACAGGGACCUGAAACAACAACUUGCAGAACUACAGAAUGGAUUUGUAAAAAUGAGCAAUGACAAUAUGGAGAUGUUGACACAGUUACAGACAGAACAGCAUAGCAGCAGAGACUUAAUGACCAAACUUGCACAACAGGAAGAUGAACUGAAGGAGAUCAGGGAAAUGCUAUCACAGAAGGACAUAGAGCUACAAUCUGCCCAGGAGAACUCUGUAGAAAGCAAUAAAGCCAGGUUACUUCAUGAGCAGAUUCAGGAUAGGUUGAGACAUUAUGAGGCCCAGGCACAACUGGUAGAAACUCUUCAGAAAGAAUUACAUUCAUCUCAGGAUAUGGUUGAUGCAUUGACCACACAGAACAGUGAGCUUAGAUCCAUGUUGAUCCGAGCAACAGAAACAAAGGCCCUCAAUCCUGAUUCCAAUGUUGAGAAUGCACAGAGAGAAAAUGUGAUUGAUUCUCUGCAAGCCACAAUCCAACAGUUAGAGGGAGAGAGGAACAAACUUAUGGAAAAUCUGAAGAAACAGAGAGAAAUGUCGGACACACUCAGCGUGAAGGUCUCUGACUUACAGGAGGAAGUUGUACAAAAUAAUGCUUCCAAUGCAGAAAAUGAUAAGGUUUCUCGUAGUGAGUACGAAAAACUGAAAUAUGCCUCAGAUAUGAUACAGGAUAAAUAUAAUCGUGUGAUGAGAGACAAGGCUGACCUUACAGACAAGGCAGAUGAGCUGGAACAUUUGGUGCUACAGUUACAGGGAGAAACUGAUACUAUAGGAGAGUAUAUAUCUCUAUACCACCACCAGAGGGCGCUGUUACAGCAGCGAGAGUUACAGAAAAAUGACUAUAUCAAACAACUUGCCAAAGAUAGGGAGGAACUUCAGGACAAGCUUGGUGAGUUACAGACAUUGGUCAUGCAGUUAAUGGGAGAGAAGAACAUGUUACAGAGUUACCAUAUGGAAUCUGUGAGACCGGUAUCUCCUAACAUACACCCACCUGUAUCCUCACAUAAAGUGCACGGGAAACAUGAUGAUUGGCCUGAUUAUACCAGCUCUGAAUCAGACACAGAAAGUGAAGUUGAGACAAUAGUUGGUGGAAAGGAUGAUGUUCAUAUACAUGAAGAUCAUGAGCACGUAGCCAUGGAUAGUUCACCUGAUACAAGUGAAAUAAACCUCAGUACUAACUCGGUCACAAAUCACUUAGACAAUGCCCACGUGCAUUUAGACUCACAAACAGAGCGUGUUCGAACACAUUCCAAAUCGCAAGAAGAUAAAGAGGAAGUGACGGCACAUAAGAUUCUAAAUCUACUAACGGAAAUUGGACAUUCGAACUUGGUGGAUAGUGCUAGCUUUAUGGAAAAACAGUUUCACCCCUGCAAAUAUUGUAAAGGACGGCUACAAAUAUUGUAGUAAAAAAAAUAGCAAUAUUUUAUAGGUUUUCAGAUCAUAAGUGUAAAAGGAUAUCAAGGUUAUCAGAUUUUCAUUAUUAAAAUGUGUUAAACAUUAUCAUCCUCAAGAUUCCACUGGCGUAAUACGGAGAAAUAAAAAAAUAAAAAAGGUUCUGAACUAGACUUUUUUUCAAGGCUUUAUUUUUUUUUUCUGAAAGGGACUGGACUUCAGAUGUUGGCUUAAAUUGAUCUUUCAUUAAAACUGAGGUUUGGUUAAUGAACAUUCAAACAUGAAUACCCGUUACAAAUGUUUUUCAGUUUUGAAUGGAAAAAUGACUAAAAUUAACUGAUGCUCAUGUAUAUCCAUAACAUAAAACCUGUCAGGAACUGAGUUUCAAAGCCUUCAUAAUAAGAAUUAUAGCAGUAAAUUACUGAUAAUUAUCUGGAUUUUUUUUAUGUCAAACAAUCUGGAGGUCAGUGCCUUUAAUAGUAGAUGUAUGCAAGUGAUAUUAAAAUUUGUUAACUUCAUAAUUUCUCAGAAUAGCUGUUGUUUAUGAAUUAUUAAUAUUUUGUUUAUUAUUUUCAUAUUCAAAAACUGUUUUUUUCUAUUUUAGAAUUUCCAUUCCUUUCUCUCAAGUAUAAACACACAUGUUUUCAUAUUCAGAAGGAUGCAUGAGUUCUUAACUUAAGCAAACAGAUAUGAAAAAUAACUUAUAGCAUUUCAAAAGUUUGUGCAAAUUUUCAUUUUGAUUACUUCUCCUUGACAGCAAUUACUGAGUGCAGAUACGAAUGAAAUGAGUGUAUGCUUAUUUAGCUAAGACAAUGUUUGUAGAAAGUUUUGAAAUGUGUUUUAGGUUACUAUUUGUCUUCCUUGAAAAAUCUGGUUUCUGUGUGUUGUAGUAGAAUACUCCUGUCAUAGCAUGGCUUAAAGCCACGGCGUUUGAUGUUGACUUAGAUGGGGGAGCUUGGACAACCAAAACUUCAAGACUUUGGGAGGAAGUCGGGCAACAAAUGUUUUGAGUACCUUAUAUUUGGUCCUGACAUUGUAAUUUUAAAAGAAAAAGUAAUUUAAUUAGUGCUUUUGUGAUUGGAAGUGGUAACUUUGUGUUUAUUUCUAUUUCAUGAAGGUUUUUGUUUUUAUCUGAGAAUGAUGGUCAAGUUGACCGUGUAAAACAAGGAUAGUUGGAUGAAAGCUUUCCCUAUGGAUGUAAUGUUGUGCUGUUAUGUUUCUUGCUUUGCAAAUGUGAAAGAGAGCUUUAUAGAUCUACCACCUAGCGACAUUGGUUCAUCAUUUUCAGUAGUCUGGUAUUAGUGCUACACAACUAUUUGACAAACUGCUAGUCAAAAAUGCUAAAUAUAUGUAAAUUGAUUACUGUUUAUAUAUGGCAUUCAACUCAACAUGGUCAGUUACAAAAUUCCAAACCUCUUUUGUAAUAGUUUUCAUGCACCUGAGCAAUACAAUUAACACAAUUUAAGGCUUUUGUAUCAGGUUUGGAAAAUAUUUUGCUGUUACCAGUAUUUAGAUAUUAAAUUUCAUUCUGACUCUGGUUUUGUUAAAGGUAUUUGAACCAUUUAAGCAUUAAUAUUUUAUCUUUUUAGCAGGAAAUAGUCAUUUUUGGAAGAAACAAAACGAUAAGCAGUUUUAAAGGUAAAUUGCUAAUUCCCAUUCUGACAAGUGGUCACCAUUUUAGAAUAGGGAACACUUCUGUACAGUGAAAAUAUGCAUUUGAUACCUAGUCUGUGGUUUCCUGUAUACAAAAUAUAGUCUUCAGGCAAUGUAUUAUACAUGUAUAUGCAUUUUUUAAAUGCAUGAAUGUGUUUAUACAAGUUUUCUUGGUACCAUAUUCAUUGAUGUUUAUCCUGCUAGCAGCAAGUAAUUCUGCCUUUGCGACCAGUGCAGACCAAGAUCAGCCGGAUGUGCAGCCUGAUCAUGGUCUGCACUGUUCACUAUUCAUUCAGUAAAUUUUCAUUGAACACACCUUUGAAUAAUAAAUGUUUUUGCCCAAAUUGAAUGAUGGACCAGUCCAUUUUAGAAAUUUAGCAGACUAAAGGAUAAAUUAAUAAUAAAUGUCAAGUUUUUGAAUUCUUUUCGGUUCUUCUGCCUUACAUUAAUUAAGACAGAGAAAUUAAUGUGCUGUACUGAAGAAUUGAUGUAUUGUUGCAUAUUAUGUUUUACUGUUAACAGUACUCUGUUGAAUGAAAACUGUGCAAUUGUCAUGUAUGUUUAAAUUAUUUGCAUAGUGUAUUUAUGAUACAUGUGUAUGCGUUAUAUAUUGUACAUUUAUAAAUAUUGACCUAGAUUAUGUACUUAAAUGUUGGGACUUUGGAAACUGUGUUAUAAAAAUGAUUAUAACUUAUUUACCUUAAAAAAAUUAAAUAAAAUCUAUUUUCAUGUAAA